AGUAAUCUGGCAACUCUCGGUGCGAUUCUAUUUCAUCUUUUCUUUUCCAAUUUUUGUAUGUGGUAUUAUAAUAUUUAAUGUGUAAAGCAGUUAAAAACAAUACGCUUUGAUAGUGUUUUAUACUGUGAAUCAUUGGAGACACAUUUUGGACGGACAGCUGAAUACGUAUGUCGCUAAAUGUCGAUGACGACGGCUUCGGAUUGAAUACAUUCGAUUUUGUGGCCAAUGAAACUGCGCCAACUUUCCCACCCGUGAUCAACAAUAUUGUGCCGCAGUUUGAAACUGAACAAGAGGUUCUGAGCCAUCAUCACCAGCAGCAGCAGCUGGAGGAUAACUUCCUGCUGUUUGCCAAUGCAGAACAGAGAUGGCCAUUGCCGACAACCACCACCAACGACAUCUUUGAAGAUCAACAUCAUCAGCAUCAGGCCAUACCCACGGAUACGAACGUCAUAUUUGUGGAAAACUAUUUGCCCCCACCCGCACGUACUCCACCUUCACCAGCAUUGACUAAUUGCCAUGGAUCAAGGGCUGCAGUGCAGCAAGAGCAAGAUGUCUUAAAUGAUCCUCUAUUAAAUUGCAUACGCAAAACAUUUAUAUUGAUUCGUGAGAUUUGUUCUAAUAUUCUUAACGAUCCCCAUCAAUCCGGCAUCGAAUCAGAUAUCAACGGAAUUCUACUGCUUCGCGAAAAAGUGAUCGAGGUCCGCAAACGAAUUGUGGCUAGAGCAUUUUCGCAGACCACUUGUGAGACUUGGACAGUGCUUGUGGAAAUCGAUCGAGAGUUUGAGGGUCUGUCUGCCACUAUCAAUAGAGCAGCAGCACUAGCAGCAGCUGGAACAGCGACGAAUAGUGAGAAUCAAGAAGGCAAUCAGAUGGGAUUGGAUCUGUUCAAUAGACUACGUCACAUCUUUACCAGCUGGCAAAGUGGCGCUAAAGAGUCAUCUGUUCCACCAAACAGCGAACAGCAGUCGAGAGGUGCCGCCAACAACAACAUCGUCGGCAGUGGAAACGGAGCAUUAGCUAAUCAAGGUUCUGCUCGAAAGCGCCGCAAUCAGGACGACGGCGGGAAUUUUAAAUAUCGUCGGGUGGACAACACAUUUCCCAAGUUCAUAACGAAUGAAGCUUCUGAGGAUUACAGCUCGAUGUCAAACCAUACAAUGGCCGAGCAUCAUCGGGAUCGGAUGCAGCGGCGGAGUCAGUCACAGAUACAUGCGCCGCAAUCGCAGGCUACCCAACUACAGUCUCAGAUCUAUCCACACCAUCAGCAGGAUGCCCUCAAUAAUCCAUUAACACCAACUUUUAUGACACGUCGAUCCAUUUUUAAUCCUCCAAACGUUACACAGACGCGUGUCCGGAACUCUAACUUUAAUCCAGCGAAAGUGGUAAUUGAUCUUUCCGAUGAUGAUGAUGAGAUGCCCAAUCAAAACUCCAUGUAUGACAUAUUUGGCGCUGGACGGAGAUCGAUGAGUCGCCGGGAUGCUAAACAUCGUGAUAAUUGUCCAAUGUUAACGCCAUCAUCGUUGGUAAGGCCCCAAAUGCUGUACUCGGAUGCAGUGCGUCUGGGCGAGUCGUCGAAUGGCGGCUUCAAGGGCUUUCCAGAGAUGACUCCAAAUGGCCAUAUACCACAUGCGUCUCAUGCCCACGCCCAGGAGACGACGAUUACAGGUCCAGCAUCUAGCUUGGCCGAUACUCUUCUCAUGCAGGAAGAGCAGCGCUCCGAGCAUGAGCAAUACCUCAAUUUGAUACAAAAUUUAAGUCAUCGAAAGUCCCUAACGCCGGCGGCACCACCGCCACCACCACCACCACAACCGCUCCACAAACCACGGCUUUCAACGCUGCCGCCACCGCCGCCGCUUCAUCGAAUCCCCAAGGCGGUUAAUCAGGAAGCGGCCCACAACAACAGCAGCAGUCUCGAAUGGUGUCGGCUAUUGAACAGAAACAAGCCAGGACGUCUUCAUCUCAAUCCAACAUCAUCGUCUACCGUCAGCAGCAUUGAACGCGAGCAGUAUGCCAAAUUGUUGGACAAGGGCACGACCAUUGGCAUGGGUGUGGUUACAACACCACCACCGCCUCCAUUGAUGCGUUGUAAUAGUGCGACAAGUGCCACCAGUCAUGCCUCAACAAUUAAUAGCAGCUCCGCCGGUACUGCAUGCAGCAGCAGCUCUAGCAACAGCAGCAGCAGCAGUCCUGGCAGUGUCAGUGGUUCCUACACGACGACAAAGCCAAAGAAAUUUACUACAGCUGCUGCAGCUCCCACAUCAACUGCAACUGGUGGUCUGGGCGAUAGUGUCAUUGAGCUAGAUGACGAUUCAAACGAUGAAAGGGAUCUAACUAAAUCCCUGAGUACGCCCAAGGCCAACCGUUCUUCAAUUGUCAAUAAAACUGCAGUAUCGCCAUCAUCGAGCAUGUUGCAACAGACGGAGGCACUGCAGCGACGUUUCCAAAAUUGUAUAUUCUUUAAAGAUGAUUUCGAAGACUCCUUUAAUCAGAAAUGCGCUCGUCAGCGCCAGGAAAGCGAUCAUAGUCGCGAAUUGGCCCAGUUGGCGGCAUCCAAGACGACAGAAGAGCGUCGUGCCUACGAGCAGGGAUUGCGGGAGAAUUUAUCGAAAUAUCGUAUGACCCAUAAGCCAAUCUUUGUGAUUGAUGCGUUCCAAAUAGCUUCUGAAGAGGAAAAGGAGCCCGAGUUUCUGCCCAUUACGGAUGAACUGCACAAACGUUACAAUGAGCUCAUACAUGGACCGCCACAACAGGUGUUGGUGUCAAAAUUCAGCUUGAACAUUACCCGCAACGAUAUACGCACACUAAUUGGAUCCAUGUGGCUAAAUGAUGAGGUUAUCAAUUUCUAUAUGAACCUACUUACCGAUCGCUCUCAACGAAAGGCUGGCAAGCUGCCAAGUGUCUAUGCCAUGAAUACGUUCUUUGUGCCGCGUCUAUUGCAGAACGGACACAAUGGAGUGAAACGUUGGACACGCAAAGUGGAUCUAUUUAGUAUGGAUAUCAUUCCGGUGCCAGUCCAUGUGGGCGGUGUACAUUGGUGCAUGGCCAUCAUACAUAUGAAGAACAAAACUAUACGCUAUUAUGAUUCCAUGGGCAAACCCAAUCAAACAGUGCUCAAUGCACUGGAGUCGUAUCUGCGUGAGGAGUCGAUAGAUAAACGCAAACAACCUUUCGAUACGAGUGAUUUUCUCAUUGAGAAUGUGCCGAAUGUACCACAGCAGACAAAUGGCAGCGAUUGCGGUGUCUUUAGUUGCAUGUUUGCCGAGUAUAUAACCCGAAACAGGCAGCUUACAUUCUCUCAGGAGCAUAUGGAAUACUUCCGUAAAAAGAUGAUACUCGAAAUAUGCGGCGGAGAGUUGUGGAUGUGAUCACAGAGAGAGAGAGAGAGAGAGAUGAGCAGUAGAGUGAGCAUAGAGAGGAAUCCAGUUUAAGAUAUCUUAAGGAGUAACAAACACACACACACACACACUUCAAAAGGAAUAUCCUAAUUUAUUUAUUAGUUGCCUAAUCAAACAAUCAGCAACAUCAAAUUAAGCUAAAUCAUUUAAAAUAGUUCGAUAAUGAAAAAAAAAAUAUUUUUCUUUUUUUGUAAUAUUAUAAUUUUUUUGUAAUUACAUUAAUUUGUUCGUUUUGACCUUUUUACAGGGUUAAAAGGGGAAAUAUACUUGCGAACUUGUGGGCCAAGCUAAAAUUUAA
Drosophila willistoni is the source of this 3690-nucleotide messenger RNA. RefSeq lists its product as uncharacterized. The record is from RefSeq and is a predicted model, not a curated record. The transcript is spliced from 6 exons. Gene Ontology annotation, cellular component: nucleus. Gene Ontology annotation, molecular function: deSUMOylase activity. The coding region runs from base 168 to 3362 and encodes 1064 amino acids. Gene Ontology annotation, biological process: protein desumoylation. Lineage: Eukaryota; Metazoa; Arthropoda; Insecta; Diptera; Drosophilidae.